CUCGUGAUGUUUGUAUGUGUGUUACUGAGUAUGUGAUGCUGUGUUACAGGAUAGAGGACGCUCACUUCUUGUGUGGACACGCCUGUGCUUGUGUUGGAACAAGCACUGUGGAGGUGUAAUCACACAAGGGAGACACUCUCCACCUCUCUGCAGGAUCUGUGAAAAAGGAAACUUGACGCUGCCUCGCGCAACUCGUGUGUUAAACUCCAAAGAGCCAAGAUGCCAGAAACAGCAGAAGCUGUGUCAGCCACUCUCACCACCAACAGAAACUGCACUGUAGAAAUAUCCAACGUCAGCGCUGGAUACUGCCUCAUCAACCCCAAGGUGUACAUGUCAAGUGGCUUCUGUCACCACCCGCCCCAGCCUACGAUCCGUACGACCAUGACCGAAGUGUGCUCCUUCACCAAGGACGACAACACGGCCACGGGCGCCGUGGGCCUGCUGACCUACGACCUGUUCCAUAUGCAGAGCCGGGUCUGCUCUGAGCGCAUGGCCAUCAUGUUCUCUGUGCCCUAUGACCAAAACCUGUACAAGAACCGGCUGGCCGUGGGCAUGGUUGAGCAUUCCCAUGCCUGCGACAAGCAGCUGUACAACAUGCUGUAUGAUGGGAAAGAUCUCUCUAACUUCACCCGCUCCGAGUCACACGGCUCCGGGCUGGAGUAUCAUGCGAAGUAUGUUGAAUUGAGGGCGACGAUGUCUGCUAUUGGCAAAGCAAUUGUUAAAGUGGAGCUGUAUGAUAAAAUGGGUCGUUAGUUUGUACUUUGUUGUCUUUUGGACCCAACAGAAUAAACAAAGUUCAUUUGAUUUGACUUCUGCUUGGUGUUGACAUCCAGAGAAACACGCGAGAGGAAGACUGAUUCUGCUGUCAUCUGUGUUUUGUGUCCACUGAAAGCCAUCAAUAUCUGACUGCCAGCUCAUUGAUUCUCCAUUAGCUUACUUCUUGGGCUUAUGUAUAUUGUACUCUCCCCUUUUUAUUUGAUUAUGAUAAUAAAACAUUUC
Messenger RNA from Cottoperca gobio, 999 nucleotides. RefSeq names its product bryoporin. Bases 220 to 753 code for a protein of 177 amino acids. Gene Ontology annotation, cellular component: pore complex. Gene Ontology annotation, biological process: cytolysis in another organism; pore complex assembly; monoatomic cation transport. NCBI's taxonomy places the organism in Eukaryota, Metazoa, Chordata, Actinopteri, Perciformes, Bovichtidae. The transcript is spliced from 4 exons. The record is from RefSeq and is a predicted model, not a curated record. Gene Ontology annotation, molecular function: channel activity.